AUGGCCACCCCCGGAGCCACCAAGCGCCUCACUAAAGAAUAUGCCUCCAUUACGAAGUCGCCGCCACCUUACAUCAUCGCACACCCCUCGGAGAAGAACAUCUUAGAAUGGCACUACAUCAUCACCGGCCCCCCAGACACACCCUACGACGGCGGCCAAUACUGGGGCACCCUCACAUUUCCUCCCGACUACCCCUUUGCUCCCCCCGCAAUUCGCAUGCACACACCCUCUGGUCGCUUCCAGCCCAGCGCCCGCCUCUGCCUUAGCAUAUCCGACUUCCAUCCAAAGAGCUUCAACCCAGCCUGGGAAGUCAGCACCAUCCUCACCGGCCUGCUGAGCUUCAUGACGAGCGAAGAGAUGACCACGGGGUCCGUCCGCGCAAGCGAAGCAGAGCGCAAAUGUUGGGCCCAACUGUCGCGAUGGUGGAACAGUACCGGCGGCGGUUCCCCGCAAAGCACCGCGCAGUCAUCCAACACACGAGGCUUCGGUGGUAUCAAGGCUGGCGAUGGCGGCGCAAAGUUCAAGCAGGAGUGGCCAGAGAUGGAUGCUGAGAACAUGAAGUGGCUACAAGCCAGGAAAAUUGACCUCGCGACAGGUAUGCCACGCGCACCGCCUACAUCUACACAGCCACCGUGUUCGCCCGAGGUCGCGGGACUGAGGAGACGGACAGGUGCCAGUGCGACGGUGGUACAUGACGCGGCACAGAUAGCAAGGGACGCUGGGCAGAGUUGGCUGAGUCGUAAUAAGUUCAAGUUGGGGUUUGGGGUGGUGUUGAUGUAUAUUCUUGUCGCCAGGAUUCUAGGUGAUGGUGCCAUUCAGUCCGGUUAA
This is a messenger RNA of Plenodomus lingam JN3, 828 nucleotides long. RefSeq lists its product as uncharacterized. The record is from RefSeq and is a predicted model, not a curated record. Lineage: Eukaryota; Fungi; Ascomycota; Dothideomycetes; Pleosporales; Leptosphaeriaceae.